UGAUAUACGUAAUCUUGUUUGUGGAAAAAAAUUCCACAUAGUUUUAUAUAAACUCGGUGUCGACGAGGCACCAUUAUGAUUUCAAAUUGGAUAAAAUAUGCGUGCUAAAUGCAGGAACAUUGAAUCAAUUCAAGUGAUUGGCAAUUGAGAGAUUAUGUCUUACUACAGUGACAUCUUAUGAAAGACAGCCGUUGUUGAAAUCAAUAAUGGAAUGUUUAGAGCAAAUUGUAAGUCAGGAUAACAUAGAUCUGUAUAAUAUUAUAUUCAAAUAUACACUUCCUUUACCUAUUGUCCACGAAUCAACAAACAGGAGGAACAUUAAUGAUGAUAUUUCGGAAACAUUAAUAAAGACAGAAUAUCCAGAAAUUGACAGAUUUUUGUGGGCCGGUAGUAAAAAGGAAGGAUUUACAAUUCCAAUUACAGCAAACCAACCAAACAAUUAUGUUUAUCUGAUGUCCGACUUUGACUUAAUUGCAGUUCUUUCAGGUAUCAUUGCCAUAGAUAAAAAUGCUUCAAUUACCGAACUACAACAUCAUGAGAUUUUUCAAGUAAAAGAUGCGCCUCAUCCUGGUUUUGUUAAACUGUUUUCAGUCGCUGAUCAACAAUUAUUCGGCGUGAGAUUUGAUACGGAUUGCUCCGGAAAAGUGCACUUUAUGCGCAAUAACGAUUGCAAAGCUACAAUAAAUAUUCCGGUCAAUGAAAUUAUCGAUAAAAAAGUUGUACCUUUAACAAGUGUCACAGAAAAAUCUGCACAUGGUCCAGCAUUGUGCUUUAAAAUAAAAUCCGAACAUCCGGCAGCGGCGAAAACUACAGUAAUCGCAGGUACCGAAGUUGAUGUUGUUCUAGCCGUAAAAAUGGGUUCAUGGCCUCAAGCGGCAAAUAAUUGGCAUGUAAGACAGAGAAGCUGUAACUGGCCAUCUAUGGAUUUGAUCAACAAAAUAAUGUGCUCCGCAAUUCAUUUAGUUCCUGUCGGUCAUUCUAAAAGCGACAAUUCAGAAAACGAAUGGAGAUACUCAUUUACAAUACCAGAGCGAAUACUUGCGCAAAGUCUUAGUGUGUUUCAAAGAGCAUGUUAUAUAAUGGCAAAAAUUUUCCUAAAGGCUGCAUUUGCAGGCGACAAAUGUAUAUCUCCAUAUCUUUUAAAAACAACAAUGUUUUGGUUAUGCGAGGAAAUACCAUGCGAUAACUGGACAGAUGACAGAAUGGGAUAUUUUGUCUUAAUGCUUCUUUAUCGUCUGCAAUGUAGUCUUUGCAGACAAGAAUUAAGACACUAUUUCAUACCAGAAAAUAAUAUGGUCGAUCAUAUCUCGUCAAAAGUUCUCUCCAAUGUCGUUGAAAGAUUAGCAGUGUGUAUUAAAGACCCUUUGACAUUUCUAUUCAGUUUUACAGAGGCUCAUAAAUAUUUUGGAUUUUAUGUGCAUCCUUCAAAAGACAUUUUCAACCCACUGAUUGAUUUAUGUAAAUCAGAGUGGAAUAAAUCACCAAAAGAUACGGAAAUGAUUAAUUCGGCAAUCCGUAACUUAUUGUUGGAAUUUGUAGGUCUGUAUUCGUCAUGGCUGAAAAGAAACAUAGCGCCACCUGGUGAUGUUAUCACACGUCCAUUUGCUGAACUGAAAUUCAGGCUUCUGUUGGGAAUCGCAAAAGAUAUUCAAAAUAUAGACAAAGCAAAUACAAUUGAUAUUAUUGUUAAUUCGAUUGCAAACAAAAUAGAAACUCACAAUGCAGAUAAUGCUACCGAAUUUUUGUCUUACGCAAAAUCGUUUUUAAAGUCAUUAUAAUAACAAUACAAAUGUAUUUUCUAUGUGUAGUUUGACUAGCUUAUUUCAAAUUAUAAAUAAUCGACAAAAAGAUUAUGGAAAUCUCUAAAAGUACUUAAUUGUAAUAAAUCAGUUUAUUUGAA
Messenger RNA from Mytilus californianus (California mussel), 1900 nucleotides. RefSeq lists its product as uncharacterized. Bases 207 to 1778 code for a protein of 523 amino acids. The transcript has a single exon. NCBI's taxonomy places the organism in Eukaryota, Metazoa, Mollusca, Bivalvia, Mytilida, Mytilidae. The record is from RefSeq and is a predicted model, not a curated record.